UCCAGUAGAAAAAUAUCUUAUCUUAGAUAACCAUAUAUAAUAAACCACCACCACCACAGUGCCAUAAACCCUAGCCGCUUGUACUCUCGCUAAACCCUAAUUCCUCUUAAGGUUCAUAAAACUUGAACAAUUAGAAUGGCUUUCUACAACAGAAUUGGAAGUCUCAUGAAGCAAAGUAUCUCUCAGAACACAGUAUCAAACGGGCAAGUAACCGGACCAUCGAUGUUCAACGCAAUCCGUUGCAUGUCCUCAAAGCUUUUUGUUGGUGGUCUUUCUUACCAGACCGAUGACUACUCAUUGAAGGAAGCGUUUUCUGGAUUUGGGGAGGUAGUUGAAGCAAGAGUUAUUACUGACCGAGAAUCUGGGAGGUCAAGGGGAUUCGGUUUUGUGAACUACACUAGUGAAGACUCAGCAUCCGAUGCUAUGAAAGCGAUGGAUGGCCAGGAACUCAACGGUCGAAGCAUUCGUGUUAGUCUUGCCACCGAACGUGCUCCUCGUACUGAUGGUUUUAAUCGCGGCGGCUAUAACCGUGGUGAGGCUAGAAAUGACCAGUACUAGGUACAAUAUCCUUUAAGUCGAUAACAGUUUAUUCUCAUGAUGUGAACACAAGAUUAUUGAUUUUGUACGUCUCGUUAAAGAAGUUUAUGAACCGAUUAGUAUUCAGUCGUUUUGUAUACGCGUUCUUUUUGGUUAUUUCUUGUGCUUGGGAAUUAAUGUUAUUAUCUUAUGGUCUAGUU
Helianthus annuus (common sunflower) is the source of this 737-nucleotide messenger RNA. Its product is annotated as glycine-rich RNA-binding protein 4, mitochondrial. The transcript has 5 exons. Gene Ontology annotation, molecular function: RNA binding. The record is from RefSeq and is a predicted model, not a curated record. Bases 136 to 558 code for a protein of 140 amino acids. Lineage: Eukaryota; Viridiplantae; Streptophyta; Magnoliopsida; Asterales; Asteraceae.